UGUCAGCAUGGACUAUUUCAGGCGAAGGCUCAUCAUAUAAUUCAUCUCAAAUCGAUAUACAUUUAAAUACAGGUUCCAAUAACCACCUUUCAUCUAUCAUCGUUGCUUCGAAGGAAUUUGACACCAGAUUCAAUUUUGUUGAAAUUGAGAAACAAACAUAUGUUGAUCUGGGGGAAUGAAUACAAUAUGUAAGUUUUGUGGAGCAACACUAUGGGCUGAAGAACGAGCUGAAAAGAGUAAAUCACCACUUGAACCGGAUUUCUCUAUGUGUUGUUCGAAAGGAAAAAUAGCAAUUCCUUACUUGAAAGACCCGCCUGAAUUGUUGCUUAACCUGCUUACAAAUAAUGAUCCCAGAAGUCGAAAUUUUCUUGAUAAUAUUCGAUCUUACAAUAGUAUGUUUGCAUUUACCUCAAUUGGAGGUAAAAUUGUCACCAAUAUUAAUGAUGGUCAUGGUCCUCCUCAAUUCAUUAUCAGUGGUCAGAAUUACCAUCGUAUAGGAAGUUUACUGUCAGACGAAGGGCAGUCCCCCAAGUUUGUGCAAUUAUAUAUAUAUGACACCAAGAAUGAAGUUGAGAACAGAUUAAAACCAUUCAGGUAUUGCAUUUUUUUUUCUUCAUUCGUUUUUAUCAUUCUUACAUGUCUACAUAGUUAUAUACUUUUUUGUUAUGUUUGCUAUGAAUAGCAGCAAUGGAAAUAAUAGCCUUGAUCCUACCCUGGUUGCUGAGUUGAUAAAAAUGGUUGAUCAAUAUAAUCGUUUAGCUAGAUUAUUUAGAAGGGUGCGUGAUUAUGUUGAACGAGGUGAGGCUGAGAAUGUUGCUUUGAGAUUAUUUAGGAGUUGUUCUCUUGAUCCAAAGACAUACAAUCUUCCAAGUGUUGAUGAAGUUGCAGUCUUAAUUGUUGGUGAUUUUGACAGUUCUGAUUGUGGGCGUGAUAUUAUUCUUCGUACUAAGCAUGGCCAGUUUCAAAGGAUUUAUGAGAACCAUUCUUCGUUCCUUCCUCUUCAAUACCCGAUACUUUUCCCACAUGGGGAAAAAGGUUUCUCUGAGGAUAUUGACUUUGCAAAUCUUCAUAAUGUUAAUACAGACCCUAGGCGUGAUCAUAUUUCACUGCGUGAGUGGGUUGUUUUUCGGCUUUUUGAAAGGAAAUUUGAGUGCAAGCGAAUCUUUCUAUCUAGACGUUUGUUUCAACAAUUUGUGGUUGACUGUUAUUCAAUGAUUGAGUCUCAAAGAUUGUAUUAUUACCGGAACAACCAAUCAAGUAUAAGAAGACAUUUUCUAGAAGGAAUUGAGGAAGCAAUGAGCCGUGGUGAUACAUGUUCAUCAACCAUUGGAUCAAGAGUAUAUCUUCCAGCUUCUUUUAAGGGUGGCAAGCGCUACAUGUUCAACAAUUGUCAAGAUGCCAUGGCUAUUUCCAACACAUAUGGUUAUCCUGACCUAUUUUUGACAAUGACUUGCAAUCCCAAAUGGCCAGAAAUUGAUCGACAUGUUUCUGCAUUAGGCUUGACUGCUUCAGAUCGACCAGAUCUAGCUUGCCGUGUCUUUCAUAUGAAGUUAAAUGCAUUAAUUAUUGAUUUAAAGAAUGGUGAUUUCUUUGGCAAGGCUAUUGCAGGCACAUAUACUAUUGAGUUUCAAAAAAGAGGAUUGCCUCAUGCUCAUAUUUUAUUGUGGCUUAGCAUGGAAAACAAGUUACGUACUCCUAAUAUGAUUGAUUCUGUUAUUUGUGCUGAGUUGCCGGAUCCCGAACGUUUCCCACAAUUGUUUGAGUGUGUAUCCAACUAUAUGGUUCAUGGUCCAUGUGGGUUUAGUAACAAAGAUUCUCCUUGCAUGAAGAAUGGUCAUUGCUCCAAAUAUUUCCCCAAAAAAUUUGUCCAGUCAACAUCGUUUGAUAGUGAUGGUUAUCCAAUAUAUAGAAGAAGAAAUACUGGUGUAAUCACUCUGAGGAAGGGCGUCCCUUUGGAUAAUAGAUAUGUUGUUCCUUACAAUCCAAAGUUGUUGAUGAAAUAUCGUGCACAUAUCAAUAUUGAAUAUUGCAAUAAAUCGAACUCCAUCAAAUAUUUAUUUAAAUACAUUAAUAAGGGAGUUGAUAGGGUCACAAUGUCAAUGAGUGUGCCACAAGCAAAGAAGGAUCAACUUGAAGAAGUGGAUGAGAUUAAACAAUAUUAUGAUUGCAGAUAUCUUUCACCAUGUGAAGCUCUAUGGAGAUUAUACGGAUUUGAAAUUCAUUUGAAGUGGCCACCUGUGAAGAAACUAAUUUAUCACAUGCCUAAGAAACAAGUCAUCCUAUUCAAGGAACAAUAAUCUAUUAAGAAUGUGUUUGACAAAAACAAGUUGAAAAAUAGCAUGUUCACUGCUUGGAUGGUUGCAAAUGCCAAAUAUGAUGAAGGUAGACGCUUGACAUAUUCGGAAUUUCCAGCUGCAUUUGUAUAUGAUGAAAAAAAGAAAGAAUGGAAGCCAAGGCAACAAGGCUUUUCGAUUGGUCGGAUGAACUUUGUUGCCCCGGGAUGUGGUGAAUUGUAUUAUCUGCGACUUUUGUUGAAUUUCCAACGUGGAUGCAUGAGCUUUGAUGAUUUGAAAACACAUAAAAAUCGCACUUAUGAGACUUUUCGAGAUGCAUGUGACGCAAUGGGUUUGUUAAAAGAUGAUCGUGAAUUCAUCGAUGCUAUGCACAAUGUAGCCAAGAUUUCAUCAGGUUUUUAUGUCAGAAACCUAUUUGUUACAUUCUUAUUGGGCAACACAUUGAGUAAUCCGCUUAAUGUAUGGAAUAAAACAUGGCACGAACUUGCUGAUGAUAUUCAGUAUAACAUGCGCAAGACUCAUAACAAACCAGAUUUGGUUAUUGAAGAACAUCGUCUUAAGGAUCUAUGUUUAAUGGAGAUUGAGAAAAUCUUAAUGGUGAAUAGUAAAUCGCUCAAGGAUUUUCCUGGGAUGCCUCGAGUUGAAGCUAACACACUGACUGAGUAUGGAAAUGUGUUGUUACUCAAUGAGCUCAAUUUUGAUCCUAUAGAGAUGACUCGCUUGCAUGAAGAAUGCUUUCUCAAGUUGAAUGAUGGACAAUCAAAAAUAUAUAAUGAAAUUAUGGCUGCUAUCACUUCAGAUAAUGGUCGUUUUUUCUUUGUAUAUGGCUAUGGUGGAACAGGGAAAACAUUUUUGUGGAAGACUUUGACAUACAAACUACGAUCUGAGAAAAAGAUUAUAUUGAAUGUUGCAUCAAGUGGCAUUGCUGCUUUGUUACUACCAGGUGGUCGAACAGCACAUUCAUUGUUUUCUAUUCCCCUUUCGUUGAAUGAGGAUUCAUGUUGUGGGAUAGCACUAGGAAGUCCUAAAGCUGAAUUGUUACAACUUGCUAGCUUAAUAAUUUGGGAUGAGGCACCAAUGGUUAGUCGGUUCGCAUUUGAGGCUUUAGAUAGGACUUUGAAGGACAUAAUGAGGUUCACCUCUAAUGGUGCACAACCAUUUGGGGGAAAGGUUGUUGUUUUAGGAGGUGAUUUUAGACAAAUUUUACCUGUCAUUCCUAAAGGUAGGCGAGCAGAGAUAGUUAUGUCAACAAUUAACUCCUCCCGAUUAUGGCAGUAUUGCAAGGUGUUGACUUUAACUGAGAAUAUGAGAUUGAUGACCAAUAGAUGCUCUCCGAAUCAUGAUGAAAUUAAAGAUUUCGCAAAGUGGGUUUUGGAUGUUGGUGAUGGUAAAUUGGGUGAUUAUAAUGACGGUGAGUCUGAUGUUCGAAUUCCUGCUGAUUUGCUAAUCCAACAAUCCUCAAACCCUAUUGCAGACAUUGUGUAUGUCAUUUACCCUGAAAUUCUUCAAAAUGUUGGUUGUGUCAAAUACUAUUCUGAUAAAGCAAUACUUGCGCCAACUUUGGAUGCUGUUGAUUCAAUCAAUCAAUAUGCAUUAUCAUUAUUUCCUGGAAACGAAACAACUUAUCUUAGCUCUGAUUCAGUAUGGAAAGUCAAUGAAGAAAUUGGAAUAGAAGCUGAUUGGUUAACCACGGAAUUUUUAAAUGGUAUUAGAAGUUCUGGCAUUCCUGAUCACAAGUUGGUUCUUAAAAAAGGUGCACCUGUAAUGCUUAUGCGAAAUCUAGACAUUUCAACUGGUUUAUGCAAUGGUACAAGGCUUAUUGUUGACUACCUUGGUGAAAAUGUAAUCGGUGCUAUAGUUCUCUCUGGCACACAUAUUGGGAAAGUUGCAUACAUCUCUAGGAUGAAUUUGAUGCCGUCUGAUGAAAGCAUGCCAAUUAAGUUCCAAAGGAGACAAUUUCCUUUAAUUGUUUCUUUUGCAAUGACUAUAAAUAAAAGUCAGGGACAAUCAUUAUCUCAAGUGGGUGUAUAUUUACCGAAGGCAGUUUUUUCUCAUGGGCAAUUGUAUGUUGCUAUUUCCAGAGUUCAAAGUAGAGCUGGCCUUAAGAUUUUAAUAUGCAAUGAAGACACUAGCCAACAAGAUGUUACUAAGAACAUUGUCUUCAAGGAAGUUUUUCAAAAGAUUUAUAACAAUUAGUUUGUUUCAUAACCUUUAUUCCUUUCACUAAUAUGUUGUAGUAUUUAAAUUGGUAAACA
This is a messenger RNA of Lotus japonicus, 4549 nucleotides long. RefSeq lists its product as uncharacterized. The coding region runs from base 2340 to 4490 and encodes 716 amino acids. NCBI's taxonomy places the organism in Eukaryota, Viridiplantae, Streptophyta, Magnoliopsida, Fabales, Fabaceae. The record is from RefSeq and is a predicted model, not a curated record. Gene Ontology annotation, molecular function: DNA helicase activity. The transcript has 5 exons. Gene Ontology annotation, biological process: telomere maintenance; DNA repair.